AUGGGUCGCCCACCCAGUAACGGAGGCCCCGCCUUCCGCUUCACCCAGCCGGAGGUAACAGAAAUGGAAGCUAUUCUUUCAGAACACAACAAUGCAAUGCCAGCACGCGAUGUUCUUCAAGCUCUUGCAGACAAGUUCAGCGAAUCACCCGACCGUAAAGGCAAGAUUACAGUACAGAAUAAACAGGUCUGGAAUUGGUUUCAAAAUAAGCGAUAUGCGAUAAGGGCUAAAACUAGUAAGACUCCUGCAAAGUUAAAUAUCACGCCCAUGCCUCGGGUUGAUUUGUCCCCAGGAAGGAUUAUGGCUCAACCAACAGCUUCUCAUAUUCCUGCUCCUUCAGCUUCAGUUCAAGGAACAGCAAAAUUAGCUCCUGAAAAUUCAGUUAUGGAAUUUGAAGCUAAAUCUGGAAGGGAUGGAGCAUGGUAUGAUGUGGCUAACUUUCUAUCAUACAGACAUUUGGAGAGUAGUGAUCCGGAAGUGCUAGUGCGUUUUUCUGGUUUUGGAAAGGAGGAAGAUGAGUGGAUUAAUGUACGCAAGUAUGUCAGGCCGCGCUCUCUGCCAUGUGAAUCAUCAGAGUGUGUUGCAGUACUUGCCGGAGAUCUCAUACUUUGUUUUCAGGAAGGUAAAGAGCAAGCCCUUUACUUUGAUGCCCAUGUCCUUGAUGCUCAAAGACGGAGGCACGACGUAAGAGGCUGUCGUUGUAGAUUUUUGGUUCGCUAUGAUCAUGAUCAGUCUGAGGAAAUCGUGACACUUAGGAAGGUUUGUCGGAGGCCUGAAACUGAUUACAGAUUACAUCAACUUCAUGCUGUGAAUGAUGCAGCCCCUGCGGAUCAUCAGAAGAUUAGCUUGGAUCAUCCAGCAAAUGUUCAUGGCAUGAGGGUUACUAAUUCUUCUGAAAUGGUACAAAAGCAGCAACAGAUUGCAAAUAUUCAUAUAGUAACACCAGUUUUGCAAACAAAUGUUUCUGUUCCACCACAAAGCAUGAAUGUGGAUCCAGUGAAAAUUGAAACAAAACCUGAUAUUCAAGCUGGAAAUCCUGUCACUCUAGGCACUGCCACAUUCACCUCCGGCGUCAUUACUACUGACAGUAUUACUACUAGCAGUGUUCCUGAAGUUUCCACUCAGAACCCCGCCGAAGAGAAGUAA
This is a messenger RNA of Lathyrus sativus (Indian pea), 1146 nucleotides long. NCBI's taxonomy places the organism in Eukaryota, Viridiplantae, Streptophyta, Magnoliopsida, Fabales, Fabaceae. The record is from the annotation of a GenBank genome assembly.